AUGAUUGCGUGUAUGGAUUGGGCAGUAAUAGUGAGGGUCAGCUCGGACGAGGACACAAUCGCACCGUCUGUGCACCGGAAACAGUGCCGGGAUUACGUCCAUAUUAAAGACAUGUUCAGGCAAAUCAGUUGUGGAUUUAAUCACACCCUUGCGCUCACAUUUAACGGACACGUAUACGGUUGGGGUUUUAAUGCCAGUGGACAGGUAGGUGCUGGUAGGGCGAGGGUUGUAGCGACCCCGACGAGGAUCAGAUUUCCCGGUAAAUACAUCAUUGAGAAAGUGAUUGGUUAUGAGAGCACAUCGUUUGCUAUAACAAGUAAUGGCCGGGUGUUUAUAUGGGGUGCGAUUCGACUAUUCACCCCUUCGUAUACGCCCACCUUAAUUAACCUGGACAACGUGACAUUCAUCAAGGAUAUUUGCUUUAAUCUAUUCAUUGUAUACAUGCUGUCCAUUGACGGUAAUAUAUAUGUAUAUUUUGACGGAGCUUUUCAAAAGAGCGAGGUGAAUCCGUUACAGCUACUAAAUGACCUGGUAUUCGAUGAGAUACGGCAAAUAAAUUCAUAUGAAGGCAAAGAUAGUUCGGAAGCCCGGCCUAUAAUAGCGGGUAUUACGGACGAUACGGUGUACCACUUGUUCCGAUCAAAUAAAUAUGAGAUAAUCGAAACAAAAUGUAAAACAUUUGAUGAGUUCUAUGCGAAUGAGUUACAAAUGACUGUAACCACGAUUGCGGUCAACGGUUGCCAACGAAAUAUACCCGCCGAUACAGCUAAUGGGUACUACAAAAACACAUUUGAUGUUUUAGAUAAACUUGGUCACGGAGGUUACGGAACUGUAUAUAAAGUUCGGGAUAAGCAUACCAGUGAAUUAUAUGCGAUCAAAAUAUCUGAGUUUAAAGUCCUGUAG
This is a messenger RNA of Oppiella nova, 903 nucleotides long. NCBI's taxonomy places the organism in Eukaryota, Metazoa, Arthropoda, Arachnida, Sarcoptiformes, Oppiidae. The record is from the annotation of a GenBank genome assembly.